Messenger RNA from Caenorhabditis sp. 36 PRJEB53466, 1366 nucleotides. NCBI's taxonomy places the organism in Eukaryota, Metazoa, Nematoda, Chromadorea, Rhabditida, Rhabditidae. The record is from the annotation of a GenBank genome assembly.
AUGCCCGGAGCAGAGACUGUCGCCGAACGUCGCAGAAAGGUACGUAAAAGUAUGCAAAAAUUGAGAAUCGAAGAAAAGAGUGGGAAAAUGAAAAAGUAUUCCGCUCGAGCGGCAAAGCGACGACGCUUUUCUUAAAAUAACACGCUCUGGUCUAAUGCGUUGCGCUUUGAGGCGCAAUGGACCGCACUUUCCGAGUGCAUCUUGGAAAUUAAGAUAUUCUUUUUCAGGUUCUUGUCGGAGAGCUGCCACCGCAUUUCCUCCGUCUGGCCGUGCCAAUCCAACACCAUGCUGAACCGGAGGUACCUGCCCCUAUCCCACAGAUUACCUGUUUCCAACCCCAUCCAACACAGGUUGUGCAGCCCCGACUCGUCAGUUUCGUGCCUCCGAACACGCGCGGACGUCUCUCGGUCACUAUCCUCGAGGCGAAUCUCGUCAAGAACUACGGACUCGUCCGCAUGGAUCCCUACUGCCGGUUAGUCCACGGAUUACGCCUUCUGCCGGAUGUGUUCCCGUUUAGAAUAGGGGUUUUGCGACAAGUGCAAAAACACGCUGCCUUGCCCGUCCGUGUAAAUUUACACGCUGCUCAUCCCUUGUCAAUUGACGGGUUGCAAUUUUAGAUCGCGGGGGUCUCGCCACGAACGUCCUGUCGUUAGCUUUGAAAAGAAGAAAAAGAGUAACUCGCGUGCCAAGACGGGCGGCCGAAUACAGAAUGAUCCAGACUGUGCGGCGCUCCGUAUUCUGACGGUCCGGUAAUUCGAUUAGACAUUAGUGACUCUAGAGCGCCGGGAAGAAAAACAAUAACGUGGUGGUGCUGGGCCGGGCCGGAAUACAACAACAAUUGUACGAAUCCAAUGUUUUUUUUCACAGUGUGCGCGUCGGCAACGUGGCAUUCGACACGAACGUGGCUGCAAAUGCGGGCCGUGCGCCCACCUGGAACCGCACGCUCAACGCGUAUUUGCCGACGAACGUGGAGAGCAUCUACAUUCAGAUCUUCGACGAGAAGGCGUUCGGGCCGGACGAGGUGAUCGCGUGGGCGCACGUCAUGCUCCCGCCGGCCAUCUUCAACGGUGACAACCUCGACGAAUACUUCCAAUUGUCCGGGCAGCAGGGCGAGGGCAAAGAGGGCAUGAUCCACUUGCACUUCUCGUUCGCGCCCAUCGAUCUGCCGCUGCAGGAGCAGCCGGCCGCCGUGGAGCCGACUCCGGCUCCGUUGCCGGUCGAAAUCACGGAGGAAGAUACGAAGGAGAUCCACGAGAUGUUCCCGACGAUCGAUCAGGAGGUGAUCAAGUGCAUUCUGGAGGAGAGAAGGGGCGACAAGGAGGCGGCGGUCAGUGCCAUUCUCGAGAUGACUUCUGCUUCCGCCUAA